Molecule: messenger RNA, 1260 nt
Organism: Puma concolor (puma)
Lineage: Eukaryota; Metazoa; Chordata; Mammalia; Carnivora; Felidae
Source: RefSeq, a predicted model, not a curated record
AUGGACACCCCUGGUUUUCCUUCAUCGGCCCCCACCGCCUGGGAGCCUGGGAACACCUCCUCGGCCUGGCCCCCGGAUGUCGCCCUGGGGAACGUGUCCGCGGCCCCGAGCGUGGCGGGGCUGGCCGUCAGCGGUGUCCUGAUCCCUCUGGUCUACCUGGUGGUGUGCGUGGUGGGCCUGCUGGGCAACUCGCUGGUCAUCUACGUGGUCCUGCGGCACACGGCCAGCCCGUCGGUCACCAACGUCUACAUCCUCAACCUGGCGCUGGCCGACGAGCUCUUCAUGCUGGGGCUGCCCUUCCUGGCGGCCCAGAACGCCCUGUCCUACUGGCCCUUCGGCUCCCUCAUGUGCCGCCUGGUCAUGGCCGUGGACGCCAUCAACCAGUUCACCAGCAUCUUCUGCCUCACGGUCAUGAGCGUGGAUCGCUACCUCGCCGUGGUCCGUCCCGCCUGCUCCGCCCGCUGGCGCACGGCGCCCGUGGCCCGCACGGUGAGCGUGGCCGUCUGGGUGGCCUCGGCCGUGGUGGUGCUGCCCGUGGUGGUCUUCUCGGGUGUGCCCCACGGCAUGAGCACCUGCCACAUGCAGUGGCCCGAGCCGGCGGCCGCCUGGCGCGCGGGCUUCAUCAUCUACACGGCCGCGCUCGGCUUCUUCGGGCCGCUGCUGGUCAUCUGCCUCUGCUACCUGCUCAUCGUGGUCAAGGUGCGCUCGGCCGGGCGGCGGGUGCGGGCGCCCUCGUGCCAGCGGCGGCGGCACUCGGAGCGCAGGGUCACGCGCAUGGUGGUGGCCGUCGUGGCGCUCUUCGUCCUCUGCUGGAUGCCCUUCUACGUGCUCAACAUCGUCAACGUGGUGCGCCCGCUGCCCGAGGAGCCCUCCUUCUUCGGCCUCUAUUUCCUGGUGGUGGCGCUGCCCUAUGCCAACAGCUGUGCCAACCCCAUCCUCUACGGCUUCCUCUCCUACCGCUUCAAGCAGGGUUUCCGCAGGGUCCUGCUGCGGCCUUCCCGCCGCGUGCGCAGUCAGGAGCCUUCUGCCGGGCCUCCGGAGAAGACCGGGGAGGACGAGGGGGAGGAGGACGGCGAGGAGGCGGCAGGGGGGCAGGGGCAGGGGAAGGAGAUAAACGGCCGGGUCAGCCUCAUCGCACGGCCUGGCACCGGCGGGCAGGAGCGGCCGCCCAGCGGCACGGCCAGCAAGCAGAGGCAGUUCCUGCCCCGAGAGCCCGCAGCCGGGGGCAAGCUGGGCGCACUGCACGCCAGCUGUCUGUAG